GGCCAAAGCAGCGCCACAGAGCCGAGGAAGCUACCUCAGGCCGGCCUGCUGCACGCCUUUCGUAGGCUCACGAAACAGCUGGACAGCCAGCCUGCUGAGCAGCACCAAGGUUAGCGCUCCCCCAUAGUGGGCAGCCUGCCUGGGGGCAGCCGCCGCGAGCGCCGCCGCGAGCCCAGCCUACAGGAAGACAGAAAGUAUAUAGACAAGAAGCCACGAUGGUCGCCGCCGCCCCGGCCCCGGCGCCGGCCGAGACCUGGCCGCCGUCGCCGCCGGCCGCGACGACGCAGCAGCGCGGCUACUUCUCGGAGAUGUUACAAUAUGGCCUGGCGCGCGAGGACGUGACGUCUUUAUCUGUAGUGGAGACCGAGGAGCCUAAAAUAAAGCCGCCGGUGCCCGCUUCUACCUAUAACUCGGGUAGUGGUGUACCGGUCGCGAACGCCAUCGUGCGCGUCAAAACUGAGGGCAUCGAGCCGAAGGUCAUCAUGGCCGCCAAGCCCAAGCCCGGCGGCAUGCCCCGGGCCUUGGAGAUCCAUAGAAGGACGAAGCUCUACGCGGCGCAGGACAUCACGCAACUUUUGAAGGAGAGAGGUAUCGACUACUCUGUCAAAUUCAAGAGUGAAGUAUUCGGGAAGGUUGGCGCCCCCUCGACAAAACUACCGCUCGAAGCCUUCGACGACGCGUCGUAUGAGGUGCACGAGGACUGGCUCGCGUUCGGCGCAGCGCUGCCGUGCAAAGCGCUCGUCUUGGAUGACGACGAGGUCGGCGCCUGGGCACCGGCGACGGUCACGGGCUACGACGUCGACAAGGGACUCUACACCGUUGCAGGACUGCCGGUCGCGGCGUCAUCAUCAUCAUCAUCCUCCUCCUCGUCGUCGUCAUCGUCAGACACUGAUGAAGUCGCCUUGCACCGCUUACAUAUCUGCUUCGCGGCCGAGGACCCGGUCAAUUUUGCUGAGAGAGUAAAAGCCGCACAUACUGCAAGAAGGGCCGCGGAGGCGCAGCUGCUCUUCGGGCUCUGCGUCGACUGCAUGCCGACGGAGGGCUGCGCCACGCCCGACGACGACGCGUUGCGACGCGUCGCGGCCUUGGCGACGUGUACGAGGACGUUGAGAGCACUGAAUCCGUCGACGGACAAAAUAGUCCAAGACUGCGCCCAGGACUACGCGCGGACGCUGAACGGGAUUGCUUUCAGAGCGGUACAUAAAACUGAUACUAGUGAACUGAUGCAGCUCCUAGAGCCUCCUCCACUUUCAGAAGAACGUUCCGUACCAGAGAGAGGCACGCAUCUCAUUGAGAGAUCAUCAUCCUACAAAGACGCCUUCGCCGCCUUUCGGUUCCAGUCGUGCUUAACAAGACCGGAAGUCUUCGCCAUCAUAACUGAUGUGAGGGCGGAGAACGAGAAGAUGCUCCUCCUCAAGCCCUUCAACCACGUCGCCAAAUCUACUAGGGUAGACGACUUCGGGAAACUGCAGCGCGACGCCACGGAUGCUGUUGCAGUUAAGUUGAAGAAGGAGUGGCCCCGUUAUGUCACGACGUGUCUGCGCCAGCACCUACGUCACGUCACGAAAGGUGCCGACUCGGCGUCUUUUUCAACUUGAACUUUGGGAAGAUGGUCUCGCCACGCAGGCUGGUACAACCUCGAGGAGUCUUCAGAUGAUAUAUAUAAAAAGAGCAAGUUAAAACAGUUCCUGCGGUGCCUCAACCUGAUGAUGGAGGUCCGUGACUCAGCGUCUUCAGUGAUCUUGAACUUGCCGGAGUCGUGGCGAUACCGCCUCGACGCCGUCGACGCGGCCGCGUGAGCGUCUAUGUGUCUCAUGAGAGAAUGUCCGUGCCACACAGGCCUGCAUGCGUACCUUACUGACGAACUCUGUCAAUGACUAUGCUUCAUUCUUGAAACAGUGUACGCAGACACAAGUUACUGUCCAAGACUGUUCUACCGUCACAAACGAUUCAAACUUCAGAAGGCCGCCGCUCUUCGCUGUCGACUUAGCUGUUGAGGAUGAUGCGUUUACGUACUCGUCAAAACUAGAUUCAUUUGUAAAUGUGCCGCUGGAGCGCUUCGACGACCUCAUGCGCCAGACGCAGUCCAUCACGCGCGUCGAGCGCGUCGUCAUGCGGAAUUUAUUUUGGUCGUUCGAGCCGGUCAUGAAGAGCGUGCACCCGAGCGAGGACUGGGUGCUGACGCGGCGUGAGAAAUGACCUUGAACUUGACGUCUGGUCGAUGGCGUCAUCAUGACGCCGUCGACGCGAUCCCAGGAGGGUCCACGCGUGUCGUGACGGCGUCCGUGCCACACAGGUGUCGGUACUGAGGGAAGAAGUGCGUACGGCACUCUCUGCGAGUGUAGAACCGCUCAAGGCUUACUUGGAGACGUACGAGCCGUACCUCGACUUUUUGAGACUAGAUGUUGACAAAUAUGUAGAGCAGGCCGAGGAGGACUACGGCGGGCCCCCUCCAGGUCUCAGUGAAGAUGAAAGGAAUGAACUGAACACGCCCGACCUCAACGUCAAUGAAUUGAGGAGGAUGGCCGAGGAGCACCUUCUCCAGAAGUCGCGAGUCGAGGACUCGGUGCCCGAAGUUGUGGAUGUUGGUGCCUACCACGUCUCUUGUCAGAAAGUGCGACGAUUGCUCGCCGAUAAACACCAGGAGACGGCGACGAAAUUGCUGGAUCUCGUCGCCAGAAAGACGGGCGACAACGCGACGGACGCGUCGGGCGAGUUCCAGAAGAUCAUGGACCGGCGCGCUCGCGGCGUCCUUUCGUCUUGUUACGCCAUCGACGCGACUCGUGGCCAUCAGAGAAGGCGACGGGUGGUCUCUGGUCCAAAUUUGAGCUGAUUCGGACCGCGCGGUCGCCUCGCACUCGCGAGAGAGGGAGAGAGCAAUCUUCACGGGUCGCGGCGAUAGCGUAGGGCCCAUACGCCAUCGACGCGACUCGUCUCCAUCAGACGAGAUUUUGAGCGCGUUUCGGGCGAGAUCGUCCGAACGGCCCCAAACUCGACAAAGAGACCACCACGAGUCGCGUCGACGGCGUGGAGGCGCCGCAACACUUCGAAACGCGCAGGCUGUCCAUCGAGCCCCAGAACAUCGAGGCGCUCACGGAGCUGCGCGACUACAAAGCGCAGGUCCCCGAGAAGUUGAUUGCGCUCAAAAAAGUGAUCGAGGAGGCCAUGCGGAAUUAUGCCGUUUGCGACGAGUUGUGUUACAAGUUGCCGGAGGCCGAUUUUCAAUUAAGGUGGGACUUGUAUUCGUGGCCCAAGAAAAUCACGGACGAAUGUGUGGAAUUGGAGGAGAAGUGCAUCCGGUUGGAGAACAAGCAGCAGAUCGAGAUGGAGGAGGCCCAGGCCGAGGUCCGUGAGUCAGUGUUGAAGUUGACCUUGAACUUUUUGUUGAAGCAGUGUCGUUCCCACGCAGUUCGCGGAGACCCUGAAAUAUUACCAGUCCGAGGUCGACGCGCUGUCGCAGUUCCACGACCUCAAAUUGGUGGACUCCAUCGCGCUCAAGGUCGCUACCAUCAAAAGCAAUUUAAGUAAAGCUGACGACGACGCGCGAUUGUACAACGCGCGCGAAAGCUUGUUCGGCAAACCCGUCACGGACUAUUCACAACUAAAAGAAAUUCAAAAGAAGUUUGAACCGUACGGCGCCAUGUGGGAGAGUGUGGAUUCCUGGCUCAAGCAGCACGCGGCCUGGCUCACCGACCCUUUUGCGGAGUUGGAUGCCGAAGCUGUAGAGUCGAGUGCCCAGACCAUUUUAAGAACGCUCAAAAAGUGCGAGAAAAAGUUCGAAAGUGUACCAGGGUGUUUAGAUGUUACAAGGACGAUUUUGAAAGAUGUUAGUGCCUUCGUGCCGCAUGUGCCGCUGAUCAUCGCCUUGCGCCAGAAAGGCUUGCGGGAGCGGCACUGGGAAGCUAUUUCCCAGAGAUCAGGUAAAAAGGUGCAACCUGAUGCUGAUUGGACGCUGCAAACGGUUUUUGACUUACAACUACAAGAUGAUGUGGACUUAAUACAAAAGCAGAGCGAGGUCGCCGGCAAGGAGUUCAGUAUUGAGACCUCAUUAGAUGCGAUGGAACGAGGCUGGGAGCCCAUCACGCUGCAGAUCGAACCGUAUAAAGAGACCGGGACUUCUGUGUUGCGGGGUAUUGAUGAAUACAUGGCUCUCUUAGAUGAGCACAUCACCACCACCCAGGCCAUGAGCUUUUCAGCGUUCAAAGGACCGUUCGAGGAGCGCAUCGACGCGUGGAACGAGACCUUGAACACGGUGUCGGAGAUGCUCGACGAGUGGAUAGCAGUGUCGAAAACUUCAAUUCGUGGUCUCUCGCGGUCGGAGCGAGGUCCUGCUCUCUGGAUACGGUCGUGUCCGAGUUUGGGCCGCUCCGAGGGCCGUGGUGCCGAGAUCGCGAGACGCGGUGGAUCGCGGCGAUGGCGUCCCCGCGGACGCAUCUCUGCUGGAAACGCCGUCGACGCGACGCUAGACACAAAUCAACUCGGAGAUCAGUAUCUCACCGGUCGAUGCCCACACAGGUGGAUCGCGGUGCAAAAGAACUGGUUGUAUCUGCAGCCCAUCUUCGACUCCCCCGACAUCAACAAGCAGCUCCCGGCCGAGGGCAAGCGCUUCGCGACCGUCGACAAGCACUGGCGCCAGACGCUCGGUUCAGCUAGUUCAGGUCAAAUGCCCGUCAUCCUCUUCUGCAACGACCCCAAGCUGCUCGUGAAGUUCCAGGAGUCGAACAAUCUCUUAGAUAUGGUCCAAAAAGGUUUAUCGGAUUACCUCGAGACGAAACGCGCGGGUUUUUCCCGGUUCUACUUUUUGAGCGACGGGGACUUGCUCGAAAUCCUGUCGGAGACGAAGGACCCGAAGAUGGUCCAGCCGCACCUGCGGAAGUGUUUUGAAGGCAUCAAAAGUGUCAAAUUUGAUAAUAGUCUAUGCAUCUCGCAGAUGACGUCGUCUGAAGGAGAAGUCGUGCCGUUCGUGACAGAUAUUGACCCCAAGGGUCCGUGGCGCAGCGUGGAUAUGGAACCUUACGCCAUCGACGCGACUCGUGUCCAUCUCACGAUGCCGGGGGUGGUUUCUUUUUGGAUUUUGAGCCAAUUCAUUCGUGUCGGGGCCGUCGCGGUCGCCUCGACGCCGUCGUCGUGAUCCCGUGCGCCACGCAGGCAAGAACAUCGAGGUCUGGAUGGUCGAGCUGAACCUCGCCAUGUGCGCCGCGGUGCGGGACCACAUGAUCCGGGCCGUGCGCGCGUACCCCGAUGUACAAAGGACGCGGUGGAUGCUCGACUGGCCGGGCCAGGUCGUCUUGAACGGGUCGCAAGUGCACUGGACCCUCGAGACGGAAAAGGCCCUGGCCGAGAAGGGGAAUCAAGGAGUGUAUGAUUAUUAUGAGCAAAUUAAAAGUCAGCUCGCGGACAUGGUCGGGAGCGGCGUCCCGUGACUUUCCGGCGGCCUUACGCCAUCGACGCGACUCGCCUCCAGGAGACGAGGCGCUGGGUGGUUUCUGUUUCGAAUUCGGGGCCGUUCGGACCGCGACGGGGCCGUCGUCGCGGCGAUGGCGUCGCGGCGAUGGCGUCGCGCGCCACGCCGUCGCCGCGGCCGCCCGAGAGUCUCCGCGCCUCGCGAGAGCACUCGAGGCGCGCCCAUCGCGCGGAAGGCUCAUGUCACAUCACGCAGGUCGUCCUCAUCCGGACGGGACUCAGUAGCAAUCAGCGGACGACGGUGGGAGCGCUCGCCGUCAUCGACGUCCACGCGCGCGACGUCAUGAAGGCCAUGGCCGACGCUGGUGUUAGUGAGUCUACUGAUUUCGACUGGCAGUGCUGACUCGGCGUCCGUUGAACUUCAACUUUGGGAAGAUGGCGUCGACGCGACGCAUCAGCAGUUUCGUGACGGCGUCGGUGCCACGCAGGUCGCAGAUGCGCUUUUACUGGGAAGGUUCGGACGAGGACGGGGACCUGUGGGUGAAGCAAGUUGAGAGCAAGCGUAGUUAUGGCUAUGAGUACCUCGGCAAUUCGUUUCGACUCGUGAUCACGCCGUUGACGGACAAAUGCUAUCUCACGCUCAUGGGCGCUUUACAGAUGAUCCUCGGUGGCGCCCCUGCAGGACCAGCAGGCACAGGAAAAACGGAAACCACGAAAGAUCUGGCCAAAGCCCUAGCCAAACAAUGCGUCGUCUUCAACUGUAGCGAUGGGUUAGAUUUCCGAGCCAUGGGCAAGUUCUUCAAGGGUCUAGCGUCGGCGGGCGCCUGGGCCUGCUUCGACGAGUUCAAUCGGAUUAAUAUUGAGGUCCUAUCUGUCAUAGCGCAGCAGAUCAUGACGCUGCAGGGCUGCGUGCAGCGGGGCGAGCCGCGGUGCAUCUUCGAGGACACGGAUAUUAACGUGAACCCCGAAUUUGCGGUCUACAUAACCAUGAAUCCCGGCUACGCCGGGCGGUCGACGUUACCGGACAACUUGGAGGCGUUAUUCCGACCGGUGGCGAUGAUGGUCCCGGAUUACGCGUUGAUUGGCGAAAUUAUGUUAUUUGCGUUCGGGUACAUGGCCGGCCGCAAGUGCGCCCAGAAGAUGGUCGCGACGUUUCGGUUGUGUAGCGAGCAGUUGUCGAGCCAGGACCACUACGACUACGGCAUGCGGGCCGUGAAGACGGUGAUUACGGCGGCCGGCAAUUUGAAAAGGGCGGCCCCGAACGAGAACGAGGAGGCUCUACUAUUGAGAGCUCUGCAAGAUGUCAAUAUUCCCAAAUUUUUAGCCCAUGAUUUACCUCUCUUUGAUGGUAUAUUAUCAGAUUUAUUUCCCGGCAUCGCGCGGCCGCCGUUCGACUACGGGCCCCUCAUCACCUCAUUAAAAAAUGCGAUUGAUGAGAAGGGUCUCCAGCCCGUGCCCAUCUUCAUCAAGAAAAAUAUCGAAUUGUACGAGAUGAUCUGCGUGCGGUGCGAUUUCCGCGUUUUGAAGUGUUGCGGUGCCUUCACGCCAUCGACGCGACUCGUGCCCAUCUCACGAUGACGUGGGUGGUUCGUUUGUGGAUUUUGAGCCGUUUCGGACCGAGUCGAGACGCGAUGGCCCCGACGCGGUCCGAGACGGCUCAAAAUCGACGAAAAGACCACCCACGGCCUGCUCUCCCCCAUACGCCAUCGACGCGACGCGCAAGAAGAUCAACAGAAGCCGCAACACGCGAUGCGCCGCGCAGGCACGGGCUCAUGGUCGUCGGGCCGACGGGCGGCGGCAAAUCCUCCAAUGUGAGGACGCUGCAACGAGCGUUAACGAUGCUCAAGAAUGAUAAGAUAGAGGGCAUCAAAUACGAGAAAGUAGAUAUUCAUCAUUUGAACCCGAAGUCGAUAACCAUGGGCCAGCUGUGCGCUCGCCGCGUUUUAUGAAGGUGCCUUCGACUCGUGGCCGUCUCACGAUGCCGUCGAGUCGCGAUGCGGUCCGAACCGGUUCGUUGAAGGACCCGAGACCUUCUCUGAUGGCCACGAGUCGUAGCAAUGACGCGAGAGCGCCCGACCGCCGCGGCACCGCGCGACACCGCCGCAGGUACGGCAUGUUCGAUCCCAAUACGUUGGAGUGGCAGGACGGUGCGAUCUCGGCGUCCCGCGGUGCUGCGGCGCCUCCACGCCAUCGAUGCGACUCGUGUCCAUCUCACGAUGCCGUGGAUGGUUUCUUUUUCGAGUUUGAGGCAGUUCGGACCGCGUCGAGACCGCGAUGCUGACCGCGAUGCCCCGCGCAGGGAUUCUCGCGAACAUCGUGCGACUUUGUAUUAAAAAUACGGCGCCCGACCUCCAGUGGGUCAUGUUCGAUGGCCCUGUGGACGCGAUCUGGAUCGAGAACAUGAACACGGUCUUGGAUGAUAAUAAAAAGCUCUGUUUGACCUCUGGUGAAAUAAUGUCGCUGUCGGACAUGAUGACGAUGAUGUUCGAGCCGGAAGAUCUCGCAGUAGCUUCUCCGGCGACCGUUUCCAGAUGUGGCAUGAUCUACAUGGAGCCCAAGUCGCUCGGCUUCGAUCCCUUGGUGCUGACUCGGCGUCCCGCGGUGCUGCGGUGCCUUCACGAAACCGCACCGCCUCGACGUCGUCGAUGCGGCCGUGUCGCGACGGUAUCCAUCAAACACAGGUCAUGUCGUGGCUCGAGCGGCUGCCCGAGUCCUUCGGCCCCGCGCACAAGAUGAAGUUGCUGACCUUGUUCGACACGUACCUCGGCGCGACGUGCGGCAUUUUGAGGAGGACGAUGAAUGAACCGUUCCCGACGGUCGACGGCGCGCUCCUCGAUUCGCUCCUGAAUCUGAUGGACUGCGAGUUCCACCUCUUCUACCCGCGCGAGGGCCAGGAAAAUAAAUCCCAGGAAGAGGUCGACCAGUGCGCGGAACACAUGGAGGCGAUCUUCUUUUUCGCGUUCAUCUGGAGCGUGUGCUGCCCGUUCCCGCGUCUUUUGUUUGCCUUCACGCUAUCGACGCGACUCGUGUCCGUCAGACGAGGUCGUGGGUGGUUUCUUUGUCGAAUUCGAGGCCAUUCGGACCGCGUCGAGCGACCGCGAUCCGAUGGCGUCUGAGAUGAACUCACGGACAUCCGUGAUUCUCGCGUCGAUGGCGUCUGGAGAGUGUCGUCGUGCCCUCCACGCCGUCGCCGCGGAGCGAGAGCGCCGCCGCGAGACCUUGACAAAACGCAGGCACGGUCGACCAGGAGGGCCGGCACUACAUGGACGUCUUCGUGCGGCAGCACAUGCGCAUGAACUCGAGCCAGUUCCAACUCCCUCCGGAAGGGUCGAUCUAUGAUUAUUUGUACGACACCAGUCAAAGUAAAUGGAUCCCGUGGAUGGACACGGUCCGUGACUCGGCGCGAAAAAUGAACUUGAACUUUUUGUGAGAGCGGCGACGUCGUCUUCAUGAUCACCAGGGCGCCCACGCGGCUCGUGUCGCGACGGUAUCCAUCAAACGCAGGUCAAGCCCUACGAGCACGACCCGUCCGCGUCCUUUGCCGAACUCAUCAUCCCGACGCCGGACAGUGUCCGAUACACAUACCUACUAGAAACUUUGGUACUACACAACAAGCACGUCAUGAUGACUGGUCCCACCGGCACGGGCAAGACGGUCAAAACUCGGCGUUUUGACGUGUUGCGGUGCCUUCCAUGUGACUCGUGUCCAUCAGAGAAGGCGCUGGUCCAAAUUUGAGUGAAUUCGUGAUGCUCCGCGCAGGUGAACGUGAACCGCCACUUGCAAGGGGGCUUCAACCCCCUGAAAUACGUGCCCAUCUGCCUGACCUUCAGCGCGCAGACGUCGGCCAAUCAAGUCCAAGAUUUGCUCGACGCGAAGUGCGAGAAACGGCGCAAGGGCAUCUUCGGGCCCAGCGCGGGCAAGAAAUACAUACUUUUUGUGGACGACGUGAACAUGCCCCUCAAGGAGGAGUACGGCGCGCAGCCGCCCAUCGAAUUAUUGAGGCAGUGGUUCGACAACCGCGGCUGGUGCUGACUCGGCGCGAUUUCCUUCGAUUUCUCAACUUGAACUUUGGGACGAUGGCGUCUUCAUGAUCACACGAGCGUCGACGCGCCUCGCGACGGCGUCCAUUCCGCGCAGGUACGACCGCAAAGCACUUACUUUUCGGCAGAUUAUUGAUGUGGUCUUCGUUUGUGCCUGCGGUCCUCCCGGAGGUGGGAGGCAAUCACUAUCAGCACGCUUUCCAAGACACUUCAACACCGUCGGCUACACGCCGAUGCAGGAUAGCAGCAUGCAAAGGAUCUUCCAGACCAUCCUAACGAAUUUUUUGAAUGCACCGGGCUGGGAGGACGAAGUUAAGAGUCUGGCGAACGGCGUCGUCGACGCUACGAUCGAGAUCUACAACACCAUACUCAGAGACCUGCGGCCGACGCCCGCGAAGAGCCACUACCAGUUCAACCUGAGGGACAUUUCGAAAGUCUUCCAGGGCGUGCUCAUGGUCCUCCCAUCCAAAUUCAAGACGGCGCAGAGCAUGAUCCGACUGUACACGCAUGAAAAUCAGCGAAUUUUCGGCGAUAGAUUGAUCAAUCAAGAGGACCACGUCUGGUUCGACGAUUUACUUGAAAAGUGUACGAAGAAGCACUGCGGCGACGAGUAUGAAGUAUCGAGUUGUGUCAUCGCCGAUUUCAUGGUACCGGGGGCCGACCCGCGCAUCUACGAGGAGGUCUCGGACAUGAGUCAGCUGCAACCGACCAUCGAGGAGUACCUCAAUGAUUAUAAUGCGGAGUCGAAGCAGCCGAUGCCGCGCGUCACGGUGUGGACAUCUAUCUCGGCACCGCGGCCAUGUUUUCGGCUCAAACUCGAGCACGACGUCCCUCUGAUACCCUCGACCGUAUCCAGAGAGUAGCAACUCUACGACCGCGAGAGGCCCCGAAUUGAAGCACAACUUGAACUUCACACAGGCUCGUCAUGUUCAUGGACGCGAUCUCGCACGUGGCGCGCAUCACGCGCGUGCUGCGCCAGCCGAAGGGCAACAUGCUGCUGCUGGGCGUCGGUGGGAGUGGCCGCCAAAGUCUCUCACGCUUGUCGACGUUCAUGGCCGAGUGCAAGAUUUUUAGUAUCGAAAUCACGAAAGGAUACGGUACUGACUCGGCGUGAAAAAUCAACUUGAACUUGACGCGGUCACGGCGAUGGCGUCUUCAUGAUCACCAGAGCGCCCACGCGGCUCGUGAGAGAGUAUCGCGACGGCGUCGUUCCCACACAGGGCUGUCGGAGUGGCGCGAAAGUCUCAAAGAGAUCCUGCUCUACGCGGGCAUCAAGGCCCAGCCCGCCGUCUUCCUCUUCAGCGACACGCAGAUUGUGUUUGAGGCCAUGCUCGAGGACAUCAACAACGUCUUAAAUACCGCAAGUGACUCAGUGUUGAAGUUGAACUUGAACUUGCAUCAUCAUGAUAUUCCACGCAGGGCGACGUCCCGAACCUCUACGUGCCCGAGGACGACGAGACCAUCACGACGGCCUGCAAGCAGGACUGCAUGCGGAAGCGCCUCCAGCCGACCAAAUUAAAUAUUUUUGCGUGUUACCUCGCGCGCGUCAUGGCCAACCUGCACUUGAUCCUCUGCUUCUCGCCGCUGGGCGAGGCGUUCCGCAACAGGUUAAGGAUGUUCCCGUCAUUGGUCAACUGUAGCACGAUCGACUGGUUCGCCGAAUGGCCCGUGACUCAGUGUUGAAGUUGACCUUGAACUUGAUCUGGUGGAGGCGAUGGCGUCCGAGAGCGUCGUCACGACGCGUGCCUCGCUUCUCGACGAGUCUCGUGAUUGGUCGUAUCAACGCAGGCCCCGCGAAGCCCUGCAUAGCGUCGCGCAUCGGCUCCUCACGGAGGAGAACUUGGAGUUGGGCGAGAACAACGCUCACCUCGAGUCGUGCUGACUCAGCGUCCGAUGCUGGUCGAUUUCUCAACUUGAAUUUGCGUCGAUGGCGCCCACGCGACGCCGUCGACGCGGCCGUCGGAGCGUCUACGCGUCGCGUGAGAGAGCUGUGGCCGUGUCGCGACGGUAUCCAUCAAACGCAGGUGCGUCACGUUCUUCAAGGACGCCCACGUCUUCGUCGCGCGUAGAUCCGAAGCUUUUCUGGCCGAGCUCGGCCGGCACAACUACGUGACGCCCACGUCCUACCUCGAGUUGCUCGCGACGUACAAGCAAGUUUUAGCGUUGAAGCGCGACGAAGUGGGCACGCUCAAGAACCGCCUACGAGUAGGCUUAGAUAAACUGAUCGCGACGGCCGAACAAGUCGAAGACUUGCAGGUCAAACUGACGGCCAUGGAGCCCGUAUUGAUAAAGACGCAGGGCGAGGUCGAGGCGAUGAUCAUUAACAUCGACAAGGACAAGAGAGACGCGGCCGAGACGCAGACGGUCGUCGCGGCCGAGGAGGAGGCGGCCCAGACGAAGGCGGCCGAGACGAAAGCGAUUGCGGACGAUGCCCAGAGAGAUUUGGACGAAGCGUUGCCAGCGUUGGAGGAGGCCGUGAAGUGUCUUAACAGUCUAAAAAAGUCAGAUAUCGACGAGGUGCGGACGAUGGGCAAGCCGCCGGCCGGUGCGCUCCGUGUCCUUGCGUCGCGACGCGGCCCAAAAUCGAAAAAGAGACCACCCCCGGCCUCCUGAGAUGGACACGAGUCGUAUUGAGGAAGUGAGAGCGCCGCAGGACCCCCGCACCACGCGAAACCGCCGCGCAGGCGUCAAGCUGACGAUGGAGGCGUGCUGCAUCAUGUUCUCGGUCAAGCCCGAGAUGGAGAAGAACCCUGAUGGUAAGUGUCCUUUACGCCAUCGACGCGACUCGUCUUCAUCAGAGGAGGCGCUGGGUGGUUUUUUGAGAGAUUUCGAGGCCGUUCGGACCGCGUCGCGACACGCGGCCGCGGCUCUCUCGCGAAGCCUCUCAGAUGGUCAUGACGACGGCGCCGAGGCGUCGCGGCGACGGCACGCCAUCGAGGCGACGGCACGCCGUCGCCACGAUACCACGCGCAGGCAUGGGCAAGGUCCCCAACUACUUCAAGUCCGCCCAGAAGGAAUUACUGAGUUUAGGAGGGAAAUUGAUCGACAAGAUGAAGGACUACGACAAGGACAACAUUCCCACGAAGGUCAGUGACUCAGCGUGAUUUCCUUCAAUUUCUCAACUUGAAUUUUGGGAAGAUGGCGUCAACGCGAUGCCACACCGCCGUGACGCCGUCGACGUGGCCGUCAGAGCGUCGACACGUCUCGGGAGUGCCCGGAGACGGUUUCGUGACGCCGUCGUUCCGCGCAGAUCAUCGACAAAAUCGGCCCUUACAUCGAGAUGGAGGCGUUCACGCCGGCGCAAGUGCAAAAAGCUUCCAAGGCCUGCACGGCCAUGUGCAUGUGGGUGCGGGCCAUGCACAAGUACCACCAGGUCAGCGUGAUGGUCGAGCCCAAGAAGAAAUUGUUAGCGGAGGCGACGGCCGAGCUCGAGGAGACGAUGCAGAAGCUCGCGCGUAGCUCCGCGUCUUGAACUGUCAUCAACUUGUAUCCAUCGCACGAUGCCGGGGGUCGUUUUUUGAGCUGUUUCGGACACCAUCGUCGCUGCGCGUCAGAGAGGCCGCGGUCGCGUCGAUGGCGUCUUCACGAGACAACGUGGUCCCACGCGAGUCUACGUGGUCGUCAGGACGCCGUCGACGCGACGCCACAUGGGACCGCUUCCCGUGAAUGCGGCGCGCGCGCAGGCCGAGGCCCAGGCGAAACUAAAAGCCGUCAUGGACAAGCUUGAAAGACUGGAGAAGGAGUUCAACGAAGCUAAUGAUAAAAAAAUGCAAUUACAACGCGACGUGGAAGAAUGUGCUGCGAGACUUGAAAGGGCUAAAAAAUUAAUAGGGGGUUUAGGCGGCGAGCGCACGCGCUGGACGGAGUCCUGCGCGACCCUCGAGUUGAGCUACGCGAAGCUGGUGGGCGACGCGCUGAUUUCCGCGGCGACCAUUGCUUAUACCGGAGCUUUUACACCUACCUUUAGGAAGGGCAUGACGGACCACUGGCAGACGCGGCGCGCCCGCGGCGUCCCAUGCGACUCGUGGCCAUCGCACGAUGACAUGGGUCACACACGCAGGCUCGAGGAGCUUUCAGUCCCACACAUGGAGGGCUGCACCAUCACGAAGACGCUGGCGGACCCGGUCGCGAUCCGGACCUGGACGAUUUGUGGAUUGCCGCAGGACGCGUCGUCCGUCGAGAACGGGAUCAUCAUGUCCAAGGCGCGCCGGUUCCCGUUGCUCAUCGACCCCCAGGGCCAGGCGAACCGCUACAUCAAGAACAUGGGCAGGGACCCGUCGCUCGCGGAGAACGGCACUGACUCGGCGUGGAAAAUGAACUUGAACUUGACGUGGUCGCGUCGAUGGCGUCUUCAUGGUCGCGCGGGACGCCGUCGGUCGACGCAGGCAUCGAGGUCACGAAGCUCACGGAAAAGAAUUACCUGCGAACUUUAGAAAAUGCGGUGAGGUUUGGCCGGUGGGUCCUCAUGGAGAACGUCCUCGAGACCUUGGAUGCCUCCUUGGAACCGCUGUUGUUACAACAGACGUUCGUCCAGGGCGGCACGAAGAUGAUCAAGAUCGGCGACUCGACGAUCCCGCGCGCGCGCGGCGUCCCCUUUCACGCCAUCGACGCGACUCGUCUCCAUGAGAGAAGACGGUGGGUGGUCUCUGGUCCAAAUUUGAGGCCAUUCGGACCGCGUCGAGACCGCGACCGCCGUUCGAGUCGCGAUUCGGUCCGAACCGGUUCAUUGAAGGACCAGAGACCACCCAUCGCCUUCUCUGACGGAGACGAGUCGCGUCGACCACCUCACGCCGCCGCGCGACCGCCACGCGCCGAGAUACGACUGCCCCGAACGCAGGUGGAACGACAGCUUCAAAUUCUUCAUGACGUCGAACCUGCCGAACCCGCACUACGCGCCGGAAGUUUGUGUGAAGGUGUCUCUCUUAAAUUUUGCCAUCACGCCGGUCGGGCUCGAGGACCAAUUACUUGGGGUUGUCGUCGCGGAGGAGCGGCCGGACAUGGCCGAGAAGAAGAACAGCCUCGUGCGUCUCGCGGCGUCCAUGCGACUCGUGGCCAUCAGACGAGGCCGGGGGUGGUUUUUCGAGCCGAUUCGGACAUCGUGAUCCCGCGCAGGUCGUCGCCAACGCGUCCAUGAAGAAGCAGCUCAAGGAGAUCGAAGACAAAAUAUUGUACAUGCUCUCGAACUCGACCGGCAAUAUUUUAGAUGACCACGAGGUCCGUGAGUCAGUGUUGAAGUUGACCUUGAAGUUGACACGUUGACGCCGUCGACGCGACCGUCCCACGCAGCUCAUCGAGACGCUCGCGUCGUCCAAAAUCACGUCGACGGACAUCACGGAGAAGGUGGCGGACGCGGAAGUGACGGAGCAGGAAAUCGACGCGUACCGCGAGAGGUAUCGUCCCGUGGCUUAUAGGGCUACGAUCCUCUAUUUCUCGGUCGUGAACCUGUGCGUGGUCGACCCGAUGUACCAGUACAGUCUGCAGUGGUUCCAGGCGCUCUUUGUCGCCGCUAUUUCGAAGGCGGAGAAGGCCGAGACGCUCGAAGCGCGGUUAGACGUCCUGAACACGUUCUUCACGUACUACGUCUACGUCAACGUCUGCCGGCGCUGACUCAGCGUCUUCAUUGAACUUCAACAUGACGUGGUGAUGGCGUCGUCAUGAUCACACGAGCGUCGACGUGCCACGCAGGUCGCUCUUCGAGAAGGACAAGCUCCUGUUCUCCUUCCUACUCACGGUGAAGAUCCUCGACGGUUCGAACGAGAUCGACGCGACGGAGUGGCGGUUUCUCAUUUCCGGGAAGACGACGGCUGCCGUCGACGUGGAGAACCCGGCGCCCGAGGGCAACGCGGGCGGCUGGAUCGACGGGCGCAUGUGGUCCGAGGUCUGCGCCAUUUCCGGGGCAGCCAAUUUCGAGGGCUUCGCGGCCGACUUCAAAAAUCACCUGCAAGCGUGGCGGGCUUAUUUUGAUUGCGUCGAGCCGCAUCUACAGAGGCUGCCCGAUAAAUGGAACGACUGUCUCAACAGUUUCCAGAAGUUGUGUGUGCUGCGGUGCCUGCGCGUCGACAAGGUCACGGACGGCGUCAUGGCUUACGUGAUCGAGAAGAUGGGUCAAAGGUCGCUGACUCGGCGUCAAUUUCUUUGAAUUUCUCAACUUCAACUUCGCGUCGACGGCGUCAAUGCGACGUUCCGCCACCGUGACGCCGUCGACGAGGCUGCCAGAGCGUCUGCACGUCGCGUGAGGGAGCCGCGGCAGUUUCGUGUGACGGUAUGAAUCGACGCAGGUUCAUCGAGCCCCCGCCCUUCAAUCUGGCCAAUUGCUACAAGGACUCGUCCAACUUGACGCCGUUAGUAUUUAUACUGAGCAAGGGUAGCGACCCCACCAAAGCCUUCAACAUCUUCUGCGGCGAGAUGAAGUUCCACAAAAAAGUACAAAGUCUCAGCUUGGGCCAGGUCCGUGACGCAGCGUGAAAAAUGAACUUGAACUUGAUCUGGUGGAGGCGAUGGCGUCUUCAUGAGGCCGUGUCGCGACGGCGUCGUUCCACGCAGGGCCAGGGCCCCAAGGCCACGCAGAUGAUCGAGGACGCGGCCCAGAAGGGCACCUGGGUCUAUUUGCAGAACUGCCAUCUUUUUGUGAGUUGGCUGAUUAACCUCGAGGUGCUCUGCGACAAUUUGACGCCGGAAAAGACGCAUAGGGACUUCCGGCUCUGGCUCACGAGCAUGCCCUGCGCGCAAUUUCCCGUCUCAAUACUGCAAAAUGGCGUCAAGAUGACGAACGAGCCGCCGAAGGGUGCUGACUCAGCGUGUUGAACUUCAACUUGAAGUUGCGUCAUGAUCCCAGGAGCGUCUACGUGCCACGCAGGCCUCAAGGCAAAUUUAAAAGCUACGUACUACAAGAUGACGGACGCGGAUCUCCAAAUUACGCACAAGCCGGACGCGUAUCGGAAAUUGUUGUUCGCUUUAUGUUUCUUCCACGCGUGCUGCCAGGAGCGGCGCAAGUUCGGCCCGCUCGGCUGGAACGUGCUGACGCAGCGUCGCAUGCAGUUUUUCAACCUGAAGUUUUCGUGACUCGGUCCGAACCGGUUCACUGAAGGACCAGAGACGCUCGCGUUCCCGCGCAGGUGCCCUACGAGUUCAACGAGACGGACCUUGAUAUUAGUAGAGACCAGUUGCAGCUCUUCUUAGACGCGUACGACGAGAUUCCUUACAGGGUAUUAUGCUUUUUAACCUCGUAUAUAAACUACGGCGGGCGCGUGACGGACUACAUCGAUAUCCGGACCUGCGACGUCAUCAUGAAGAGCUUCUAUCGACCGGCUAUCUUCGAGAAGGACUAUCCGUUCGAGCCGUCCGGGACGUACCGAAGCAUCGACCCGGACCCGGAAAACCCGCACCAAAGCUACAUGGACUACAUCGAGACGCUCCCAUUAACCGCGGGGCCGGCGAUCUUCGGCAUGCACGAGAACGCGAACAUCAGCUGCGCCUUCACGGAAGCGAUGGGCAUGUUUGAUACUUUGUUGACGAUGGAGGCGUCCGGCGGGAGUAGUGGGGGCGGCGGGUCCGAGGAACUCAUCGCCUACGAAGUGGCAGCCAUAACGGAGAAAUUGUCGCAGCGGGGUCGCUUCGACGUGCCGGGCAUCCAGAUGCAGUACCCCGUACUGUGCGAUCUCGGCGUCCCGUCGUGUAGAGACGCCUUCACUUCAUUCAAACGACUCGUGUCCAUCAGAGGAGGGCGUGGGUGGUUUCAAUUUUGCUGAAGAGGCCGUUCGGACCGCGUCGAGAGACGAUUCGACUCAAAAUCCAAAAAGAAAGCACCCACUUCCAUCAUUCCUGGAGACGACGCGCGUCGACCACCUCGCGCCGCCGCGCGACCGUCUCAUGCUGAAAUACGACGGCUCCGCGCAGGUAUGAAGAAUCGAUGAACACCGUGCUCGCCCAGGAGUGCAUUAGGUAUAACAAACUCGUCGACGUCAUGGAGCUGACGCUGCCGCAGUUAGAUAAAGCUUUACAAGGCUUAGUAGUGAUGUCUGGUGAAUUGGAAAGCAUGGGCCAGUCGAUCGCUUUAGGUCAAGUGCCCGGAGCCUGGGAAGCUAAAGCGUAUCCCUCAUUAAAACCAUUGGGGCCGUGGACGGACGACCUCAUGUUGCGGUUGGACUUUGUGCGGGACUGGAUUGCAAAGGGAAUUCCCGUGACCUUCUGGAUUAGUGGCUUCUACUUCCCGCAGGCCUUCUUGACGGGCUCCAUGCAGAACUACGCUCGAAGCAAGCAGUAUCCGAUCGAUACGAUCGCCUUUGACUUUUUGAUGCUAGAUACUUUUAGUGCCGAAAGUAUCACGACGAAGCCGCAGGACGGUGUUUAUAUUCGGGGACUGUUCCUGGAGGGCGCGCGCUGGGACCCGGAACUUAGAUCUCUCAAUGAUUCUAGACCAAAACAAUUGUUUUCUCCCGCCCCGAUCAUGCACCUCUCGCCCUGCAAAGAUAGAACAGAGCCGACCGGAGGAAUAUAUAGAUGCCCCAUCUACAAGGUGCUCUCUCGACGAGGAGUGCUGUCCACAACAGGGCACAGUACGAACUUCGUCAUGUGGAUCGAGAUCCCGUCGAACCGCGAGGACGGCGUCAACAACGACGGGAAAGUGGAUCAAUUGGAGUGGGCGAAAGGAGGGGUGGCGGCCUUCUGCUCGCUGAAGUUCUAAGUAGGCUUCAUUGUA
Pelagomonas calceolata is the source of this 18141-nucleotide messenger RNA. The record is from the annotation of a GenBank genome assembly. NCBI's taxonomy places the organism in Eukaryota, Pelagophyceae, Pelagomonadales, Pelagomonadaceae.